Molecule: messenger RNA, 360 nt
Organism: Meloidogyne enterolobii
Lineage: Eukaryota; Metazoa; Nematoda; Chromadorea; Rhabditida; Meloidogynidae
Source: the annotation of a GenBank genome assembly
AUGAACAUAUCCCUCGAUAAAGAAGAGAUUCAUUCUUCUAAACCUCCAAAACCUUUUGGAGACAAAUCAACAUCUUCAGAUUUUAAACGCUCAGAAGAAGAAAAAAUUUUCCAGGCAACAGAUUCCCUAUUUUCUACAAAAUCUUUAAAUUUGUUUUCUUCAAAAGAAAAAAAUGAAAUUGAAAAGGAUGAGGAAGAAGAACAAAAAGUGGAAUUUGAGGGGACUCAUGAGGAGGAACUUGGGAAGGUUUUUGAAGGAUUGAAGAGUGAAGGAGGAUUACAUGUUGUUACUACCAGUAUUAGACCUACAACAAUAAAAACAGCAAGCCCAAAUUUUAAGGUAAAAAUGUUUAACGGCUAA